This is a messenger RNA of Argiope bruennichi, 1786 nucleotides long. RefSeq names its product acid-sensing ion channel 1A-like. Gene Ontology annotation, molecular function: ligand-gated sodium channel activity. The transcript has 15 exons. The record is from RefSeq and is a predicted model, not a curated record. The coding region runs from base 266 to 1786 and encodes 506 amino acids. Lineage: Eukaryota; Metazoa; Arthropoda; Arachnida; Araneae; Araneidae. Gene Ontology annotation, cellular component: membrane. Gene Ontology annotation, biological process: sodium ion transmembrane transport.
AAUCAACUCCUUUCAUAGGUUGAUUUAAAAUGUUAUUAAACGUUCAAAUCAAGUUGUCAUGAGAGAAAUGAAUCAAGAUUCUCUGAUUUUCUUUUAAAAAAGGAGAAAAAUAAAUGAAGACCAGCUACACAUCCUAAUCAAUAUAAAGGAGACCAAAAGAUUCCCGCUUUUAUCUGAGGGCUGUAGUUCGCUCUUGCAAUUUGUGGAGAAGAGGGUGGACAUAUUUUAACAUUUUGCAAAAAAAGAAGCCGAUACAUUUCAGGAUAUGACCGUGAGCAGUAGUAAGGAUCGUCGCCGUCGGAUGGUAAAGAACGGAGUGCGCAGUGUGUGGCAAUACUCCCAGCAGAUAUUUGCAGUUUCUGCUGUCAAUGGAGUCAGCCAUAUCGCUCUUGCGAGAUCCACAGGGCGUCGCCUGUUAUGGACGACCCUCUUCGGUGUUGGCAUCAUCGGCUGGUUUUACCAAACGACUACACUACUCGAGUACUACUACAAAUACCCUUCCGUCGUCAACAUUCAAGUGGAAAAGCCCCAAAUUUUAGAUUUCCCUGCUCUCACAUUGUGCAAUGUCAACAGAAUUCGAAGAUCUGUUUUUUGUCGAGAAUUCCCGAAACGUUGUGGAGAGCAUGGCAUAGAGUUGACAGAAGAGGAAAUAUUCAACAUUACGUUAGACUAUCAACGCAAGGGACGGAAAUUUGAACUCGGUCACCAGUUGGAGGACAUGGUGGUCAGUUGCGAAUUUUCAGGUCUCCCUAUCCUAGACACUACCAGCUGUCUCAACGAUGGUGUGAGACAGAGGCUCUACGUCACUGAACCGGAUGCAUGGCAGGAUAAAAAAGAUAUGGAACUUGUCUUGAAUCUAGAGAAGGAUGAAUAUCUAGAUGAAGACGAGACUCCUGGCCUUAUCGUGACGCUUCACGAGGAUAUGACCAUGCCACAUGUUCUAGCUCACGGGGUACAUGUCUAUGCGGAGCACACUUACACUUUAGCUGUUGAGAAGGUAACAGUUAAUCUUCUAACAGAUCCCUUCGAAUCCAACUGCACAAACUUCAAGAAGUUGCCAUUCCAAUCAGAGCAUCGCAUGGAACUUUCACCCAGGAUGUGUACUGUAGAGUGUCUACUUUACCACCAAAAACGAGAGUGUGGCCAUAACUACGUGACGGAUAACGUUGUUUUGUACUCCGAACGCAUCCCUUAUGAUUCAGAACAAGUCACUCGAGGUGAUCGCAUGUGUGCUGCCCGCCUUUCUGAGGCUUACAAGAAUUUCUGCCGAACUCUUUGCAGCGUUCCUUGCCAUGACACACAAUACCCUGUUACCAUUGAUUCAUCUCCAACUUCUGAGCAUAAAAUGAUAAGAAAAAGUGAAGUUUUGGACUCUUACCAUCGGCGCAGGGGUGAAAACAAGAAGAUGCUGUUGUCUGAUGUUCGUAUCCAUUACCAGACACUGCAACAUACUGUGUUCAACCACACUCCAGAAUUUACGACGGAGCUUCUAUUCAGUUAUUUGGGAGGUAUUUCUGGCGGAUGGCUAGGCAUAUCCCUGCUCGAAUUCUGUGCCUUUGUUGAAGGAUUAUUUUCCGUCAUCAUGUAUGCCCUUCAUCUCUGCUGCUCCUCACCAAAAACCAAAGGGCAAAAGAAGGGGAGAGGAUCAUCUAAAAUACCAUUCUCAUCCAAGAAAUCUCACAACUCGUUUCCCACGAAGUGUCAUUGCAACAGUGGUGUUCUUCUGGGUUUGCCAGUUACUAAGUCGGGGCGUAGAGUCCAAGUUCUGCCCUAUGCUUUCUACUGA